Molecule: messenger RNA, 3150 nt
Organism: Botrytis sinoallii
Lineage: Eukaryota; Fungi; Ascomycota; Leotiomycetes; Helotiales; Sclerotiniaceae
Exons: 5
Coding region: 1-3150 (1049 amino acids)
Biological process (GO): DNA-templated transcription; regulation of DNA-templated transcription
Molecular function (GO): zinc ion binding; DNA-binding transcription factor activity, RNA polymerase II-specific; DNA binding
Source: RefSeq, a predicted model, not a curated record
AUGGGUUCUCAAUUGAGGGAAGAUAGCCAGGCUACAGGCGAUUCUCGAGGAAACCGCAGUCGUAUCGGAUCCUUGGAUGUCGAAUUGAGUAUGGCAGUGAAGAUACGCGGCAAGGAGAAUUUGCGAGGACCGCAAGGUUCAGUUGCACGAGUUGCGAACAAACUUGCUGAUGAUCAAAGUGAUGCUUUGCGUCGACAUGAAUUGGUUCACAAGAAAGCAAAACGAAGUCUGCUGGGAAGAGGAGCUAGAGCUUGUUCGGCUUGUGCAAUGGCGAGAAGAAGAUGCAGUGGUGGAAAUCCAUGCGAAGCAUGCGCGAAAAGGUCAAUUGAGUGUACUUUUCCCUCGUCGUCUGGUGCUAUGGCCAACGAAAAACGUCGAGAAUCCAAUGGGCUAUACGAGAAAGUUUCAAAUGAAAGGAUUUGGGUUGAAAAUGGUCGAACUGGGGAAGGAAUCACGAGUCCGCAAUCUCCAAUUUCGUGGUCACAUGUUGAUUCGCCGCUCAAUACGCAAAUGAACCCGAGAUCUUCGAUUAGUCAUUACCGUUCAGAGUUUGGCUUGGAGAAUCUGGAUGUUACUGGUCAACAGAUGAAUAUCCAAAUUAUGAAUUCUGGGGUUCACCAACCAUUCAGCCAAUUUUCUCCAUCAAACCAACCAACAGAAAAUCAAAUGUCCGAAGAUGCUCGCGUAAGCUUGGCCACAUCUCCUAACCAUCAAUCAACUUCACCUUCAAUGCUACCCCUUCAUUCAAUCAUGGAUCUUGAUGAAGCCGCCAACUCGUUGUUGAUUGGAACGAGCCAGGCUUCACAUCAGCUACAUAUUCAGGAUACAGGUCUUGCUGAAGGUUUGCCAGAAAGUGCUGGUUCUUGGGCUCAAUAUAAUGUAUCCUCCAUCAACUGGCUACCUUACGAUUGGGCUCCGGACUAUCAACUAGAUGAUGACGCAGUGAGAAUGAUUGAUGACAGGGCAGAUCUGAAUGGCUCAUCACCUAUUACCGUCCCAGGAGAAUCUAUCCGAAGACCUGCGUAUUCAACCAAUACAGCCAUUUUUACACCGCCCCCACAAACUCAAGCGCAACUACAUACAAAUGAUUCUCCUAAUCCAACAAUAUCUAGUGAAGGUGCUCCAACAAGUCCUUAUUCUCUGACUACGCAAAGCACUGGUAGAUACUAUGUUGAUGGGCAUGGUUCGAGAUUACCUCGUAUUCGAAAAGCUCCAUCCGAGACCGCCAACUCAUGUCCAUCAAUAUCACACCCCUCGGUUGACAAUUUGAACGGAAGAUUUGCUUUUCCAGUUGAUGAUACCAAUGACCAUUCCUCGGAUUAUAGACAGUUACCACACGAAAUCUACAGCAUUAUUCAGGAUGUAUUCGAAAAAACAUGCAUCGAGAACUCGCCAUAUUUUACACCAUUCCAAUACACACGAUUCCCAUCUUUGUACACACUGAGCCGCUUUAUAGCUCACUAUAUUGACUCUUUCCAUCAAAUAUUACCAUUUAUUCACCUGCCAUCUUUCAAUAUUUCAGCUUCUCACUGGCUUUUUCUUUUAGCUAUGGCGGCUGUAGGAAGUCAUUACCAUAGUAAUGGAAACCACGCAAAACCCAUGCAUGAAUUUCUUCGACGUGCAAUCAUGUCAGUCAGCAAUGAUGGGGAUUCGAGAUGUACGAAGAUAAUGAUGAUACAAAUUAAACUUCUAAACUGCGUAGGUAUGAUGUAUUGCGGUAGUGAUGAGUUGUCACACGCAGCGAAAUCAUAUCAUAGAGAUCUUAACGAUUUCUGUUGUAAUGAAUGGAAAACUUCGAAUCAAAUACCGAGAAUUGCAGUGUCGCAGACAAGUCCAAAUGAUACGGAACAGGCUAAUAGAGAAUGGAAAGAAUGGUAUGAUGCUGAAAGUAUUCGAAGGACAGGUUAUUGUAUUUGGCUCCUAGAUAGCAUGUGGUACUUCCACUUUCAAAUUCGCCCCAGCUUAUCGCUAGACGAUAAUUCGGUAUUUUUACCGUGCCAGGAAGUUUUAUGGGAAGCAGAAUCAGCAAUUGAAUGGCAACAACUUCUCAGCUGUUCUUCAUCAAGCUCUACCCUCCACAACGCCCUCCAGCGCAUGUACACCGAAAAACGACUGCUAUCCUCCACAGGUGAAUUUUCUCGUAUCCUUCUGAUCCAUGGUCUUUUCCGACGCACCUGGGAAGUUUCAAACUACCUAUCACAACCCCUUACCCAAUGGACUCCUACAGCCUCAAAACUAUCCUUCCCGCACACCACCUCGAAUCAUCCCAUCUGGCUACCAGGCAUCCAAACAUAUACAAAUUGGCGCAAUUCCGCCUGCGAUUGUUUGGAUAUAUUACACUGGCAUGCAAAUAGUGUCAUUGGAGCUGCAAGCGGCAUGGAACACCCCACCGUUCUGCACCUACACUUAGCGAGGGUGGUGCUCCUCACGCCCUUUCUACACAUUGUGAAACUUGCAGAGUAUCUCGCCUCUGCACACACCACUCGAGACCCGAACCUGGGAGAUGCAGAUCGAGAGAUGGGAAAAGAAAGAGAGAUACUUCAAGCACGCGAUUAUGUAAAGAGAUGGGCAACGGAAGAUCAGCAUAAAGCACGUUUGGCAAUUAUUCACGCAGGCGCGCUUUUUUGGCAUGUGCGAAGAUUUAGUAUCGAUGCGUUUUAUGAGGCUGAGGCAGUUUAUCUCGCGACGUUGGCGCUUUGGGCUUAUGGCCUAUUUGCGGAGUGUAAGGGGGGUGUUUAUCAUAGAGAGAGGGAUGGGGAGAGAUAUAGUAGUGCGAGAGAUGCAUCCGAGAACGGAGACGAGGGAAUAUCAAAGGAGAGAGAAAGAGAGGAAGACUCGGAAGAAGAAGAACAAUUCUAUCAUCCCUAUCCCAGCACGAUGCAACUCGAUCGACCGGCAGAUGACGAGCUCGUCCAGCUUUUUGUGAAGAGGGGGCAGGGGAUGCGAGCGCUGGUUAUGGGGGUGGGAAAUUUGUGUGCGAGGGAUGGGAAGGGGGCGAGGAGGAUGUUGGGGGAGGGGAGGAAAGUUUUGGAUGGGCUGGGAGCGGAGAGGUGGGGGGUUGCUGGGAGGUUGGGGGAGAGAUUGAGGAGGAUGAAGGGGGGAGGGGGGGGGUGGAAUGGGAUGGGAGAGAUUUAUGAGGGACAUUGCUGA